Messenger RNA from Carassius auratus (goldfish), 2441 nucleotides. RefSeq lists its product as uncharacterized. The record is from RefSeq and is a predicted model, not a curated record. NCBI's taxonomy places the organism in Eukaryota, Metazoa, Chordata, Actinopteri, Cypriniformes, Cyprinidae. Bases 1434 to 2039 code for a protein of 201 amino acids. The transcript has 6 exons.
UGGAUCACUUUAUUCAUUUCUCUCAUGCAUGUAUGCUGUAACCAUGUCUUAAACAUUAAUGUGGUGGACCAAACCCAUUUUUGUUGAAUAUGUCAAAAAUAGCUCUAUUAUUGUUUUUUCAGGUAUGAAUUACAUGCAUCACUUAAAAGACCUAUGUUUUCCAAUUCAAAACAGCUAAAUUUCACACAAAAAAGUCAAGUUUGCAUUACUGCAACUACUUAACAUUUCUAUUUAAAACACAUACUGCUACUUACAUCUUACCUUGCUCUCAUUUUCACUGGAAUCCAUGUCUUUGAUUUGAUUGACUAUCUCAAUCAUUUUGACGUUUUUAAGGAAGACCACUCUUUAAAAUUUACUUUAAAAACCUUUUGUCAUCCUACAAACAAAGUGGUGUAAUGCAGCAGAGCAGAAACAAGAAUAUAAAAUAUUGGGGUGGAAAAUUUGGUCAUUGGAUUAUUGAACGGACUUGUCCAUGGUGGUUAUCUUUUCAAUACAUUGAAGACUGUAUGUACUUUCCUCUCAGGAUACAUACAGUACCAACAGAUUCUGUUACUUUGUUUAAGGGCUUUGUGAAAGUUUCAUCAUGCUCACAACAUGUCUUGACAGAUCCGCCACGAACAUGAGCUCAGGAUUUUAGGAACGGCACUGGAAGUGGAGCAUUUGUCAGAGGCUGAUUGAGAAGCAUAUGUCGGAAUGUGGGCGGCCCCAGAAAGGUGUUUUUAGCUCAACGUGACAAAUCGACCUGCAGGUUUCUAGUCAGUUGUGAGAAAAUCAAGGUGCUUUGAAGAGUAUCAAGUGUUCUAAUUGACUACUGAAAGAAACAGAGCACUGGACAAGAUUAUCAAUGAACCUAUAUAGGAAUUUUGGGAACCUCCUGGAGAGUUGGGCGACCGAAGGCCACCAGGAUUUAUACUUACAGCCUGGACCUGAUGUGGAUAGAUUAGAUUCCAUUUCUAGGGACUACGUCCCGCUAUCCAAUAUAAAAUCCGAAUCUGAGGACUCUGGAUUUGAGACAGUUAGUACAACCAGUCCCUGUCAUUCUCACCAGUGUAGUACAUUGAUGUCUGAGGAAUCACAGCCAGUUUUUGGCUCUACAGAGGAUGAGGUUCAACCUUCAUCCCCGUCUCCUUCUAUUUGCUCCUCCUCGUCCUCAAGUGUCGAUCUCAGCUCUGUGGUUCGAAAAACGAAAUGUCUGCUGGUGGAGCAAGCCUUGAGAAGGACAGAAUCGCCCUCAUGGAGAAGACGGCCACAUCAGAUGGAAAGGGGGACCGCUGGGCCAUGGUAUUGCUCUAACACGGCCUCUUUCCCAACCAGACUUCACUCAAACAGCUCCAGGCCACAUCAUCGGUUCGCUUAUCCAAGAAGAACUCAUUCACAACCAUCAGAUCCCAAGAAAGCAGCACUGUACAGAAAACGCCUAAAAUUACACCGACAUGGCCAACCAGUGCACAGAAACGUUUGAGCUUGUGGACAGUGAUCAAUACAGGCUGGACAAGCUGUCUCCAGGGUUGCUGUACCUGGAGCAGGUGUGCAAGAUGCUGGAGAACAUUGCAACGCUACAGAAGCAAAACUACAGCCUGCAGAAAGAGGUGGAGAACCUGAAGAGUCAGCAUGCUGAAAUGGAGUGUUUUCAGUGUGGAAGCUUACAUGAGGAGGAAAUAAGCUAUCCUACCGAGCAAGGUUUACAGAUUCUGGGUCAUAAAGAUCCAGCCAGUGAAUCGACUCACCCCCAAGAACCCAUUGUGUCUCUUCAAAGUUCAGUCUCUGGCACUCAGGCAGCUGCAGACCGUCACAGAAGAGCAGGGUUUGUUCAAGAUGAACCUAUUGCAGGAGUCUUAGUCGAGGAACCUGAUGGUAAAGAUCCUCCACCAGCAAAGGAGCACAAAAAGCGGAGUAGAAUCCAAAAACUUAAAUUCACAUCCUUUAGAAGGCAGGAAACGCAACAGUCUGACAGAGAAAGCAAAAGCUUUCAGCCUGAGAGGAAAACAAGAACACCAAGCUUUUUCAGUAGGAACAGAAGUAUAACGACCCGUCUCUAACAUUAAUGCCACAUUGAUGCCUUGUAAUGGUGGCAUAUGCACACCUCCCAUUUACCUUGGUAUUAUAGCACUUUUGUAUGUAUAGCUUGUUUAAUCAAGUAUUUAAGGCUCACUUAAAUAAAGUACUGAGUAGUACUAAUAGUCUUUAUGUACUUAAUGGAUACUUUGUUUUGGGCAGUGAACUUUAUGCACUGUAUUUGUUAAUAUUGUAUUGUAUUUGCAAUGUAAAUUACUGUCAGUGUCAAGUUUUCAUUACCAGAUCCAUUCAUUGUAUGAUAGUUAUUUUCUCUUUUAUCAUGAUCUCUGUCUGUAAACCUUUGCUGCUAAAAGAAUUCCUUAUUUUGUAAUAGUUAGGUGAUUUCAUAACAAAUUGUUUAAUAUAAUAAAAUAUAUAUACACCAC